CUGGGAGCUCGCCGCCCGCAUCCCCGCUCGUCCCGUCGGGGCAUGGGGCCUUCCCCAGACCUGGGCCCGCCCUGCUGGGGCCUCAGAAGCGACUCGGCUCCGCCUUGACGGACCAGCCCGCUUGGUGCCGCGGCCCCAGGAUGAAGGGCGGCGAGGGGGACCCGGGCGAACAGGCCCCGCUGAACCCGGAGGCCGAGAGCCCCGCGGGCUCGGCCACAUACCGGGAGUUCGUGCAUCGCGGCUACCUGGACCUCAUGGGGGCCAGUCAGCAUUCGCUGCGGGCGCUCAGCUGGCGCCGCCUCUACCUCAGCCGGGCCAAGCUCAAAGCCUCCAGCCGCACGUCUGCCCUGCUCUCGGGCUUCGCCAUGGUGGCCAUGGUUGAGGUGCAGCUGGAGAGCAACCACGAAUACCCGCCGGGCCUGCUGGUGGCCUUCAGUGCCUGCACCACCGUGCUGGUGGCUGUGCACCUCUUUGCACUCAUGGUCUCCACCUGUCUGCUGCCUCACAUUGAAGCCGUUAGCAACAUCCACAACCUCAACUCUGUCCACCAGUCUCCACACCAGCGACUCCACCGCUACGUGGAGCUGGCCUGGGGCUUCUCCACUGCCUUGGGCACCUUCCUUUUUCUGGCUGAAGUUGUCCUGGUUGGCUGGGUCAAGUUUGUGCCCAUCGGGGCCCCCUUGGGCACAUCAGGCUCAAUGGGACCUGCCUCCCAGCUGCCUGAGACUCUGCCGCCAGUGGCCACCUCCCUUAGUCCAGCUUCCAAGCCAUCCUCCGCUUCUGUAGCCCCGUCACAGGCUGAGGCCCCUGAGGCCUGCCCCCCACGGCAAGCAUGUGGCAGUGGUGCGGCGCAUGGACCAGGCUGGCAAGCCGCCAUGGCCUCCACGGCAAUCAUGGUACCUGUAGGGCUAGUGUUUGUGGCCUUCGCCCUGCAUUUCUACCGCUCCUUGGUGGCUCACAAGACCGACCGCCACAAGCAAGAGCUAGAGGAGCUGAGUCGCCUGCAGGGGGAGCUUCAGGCUGUGUGAGGCUGGUGUUAGCCCAAGGCUGAGAGCACUGCCUGCCCCAGGGGUCAGUCAGAGACCCCGGAUCUACCAAUCCCAUUCUGCGGCCCUGCGUGGAGCCACUUCCUGUGGCCACUCUCAGGUAGAAAACAGAUUCCUGCCCUCAGGGUCCUUUGGGCUGGACCUUGGGGCAGCUCCCACGUUCCCAGGGAUUCUCCCUGUUUAGUCUGCCCCAUGGGUUUUGGAAGCUCUACUCUACACCCAGGGGGCUGGGAGGAGAAUGAGAGUUAAGUGGAAGGUCCUCGGUCCAAGCUCCUGCAGCAGGUAGAGGGGAGGCGGGGAGACUCUGGUCAGACCUUAGGUGCUCUUAGCCACUUGCCCCCAUACAGAAUGAGAACGUCAGAAGGAUACACACCCAUCCAGUUGCCCCAGAAGGCAGCCAAUCCUUAUUUUACUUUUGUAGAACCUGUUUUAUGGUUGGCUUUUUUUUUUUUUUGAAGCUUUCCCCCAUCCUCAGAUUUUGAUUUCCACGCUCUCGCUUUGGCAUUUGGGUAGAGAGGGAUUUAGGUGUUUCUCCCCCAAGCAUAGGUCCAGCCUUUCCAAGGGAGAGCUUCCCUAUUUGGAGGAGGUUCAAAUGCCUGCCCCACUGCCCUAGACACACAUUCAUGCUUCUAUAACUGAUUCCUACUCUCCUGGUCCAGGGCUGGGGGUGCCGCGUGGCCAGCCUGACUCCCUAGCAAGGAUUGGGGUGAUAAGGGAGAAGGUCCAUUCCAUAGCCCUUAGAAUACAGAACUAUUCUGACACUGAAUUUUUGAU
Messenger RNA from Budorcas taxicolor (takin), 1820 nucleotides. It is a transcript of the gene ORAI3, whose product is annotated as ORAI calcium release-activated calcium modulator 3. Bases 141 to 1028 code for a protein of 295 amino acids. The record is from RefSeq and is a predicted model, not a curated record. Gene Ontology annotation, cellular component: membrane. Gene Ontology annotation, biological process: store-operated calcium entry. NCBI's taxonomy places the organism in Eukaryota, Metazoa, Chordata, Mammalia, Artiodactyla, Bovidae. The transcript has 2 exons. Gene Ontology annotation, molecular function: store-operated calcium channel activity.